Molecule: messenger RNA, 1558 nt
Organism: Gossypium arboreum
Lineage: Eukaryota; Viridiplantae; Streptophyta; Magnoliopsida; Malvales; Malvaceae
Exons: 3
Coding region: 217-1347 (376 amino acids)
Source: RefSeq, a predicted model, not a curated record
GACCUCGAAAGUCUCUCUCCCUGUCGCGCUCUCUCUCUCUCUCACUAUUUUCUUUUAAUUAAUUUAUUUUCCAUCGAAACGCUCCUUUCAAAUAAAAUUCCAAUCUCCUGUUUCCAGAAAUCUCUGGGAUUCAAAGAGUGCCGUAUAGAGGUGUUGAAAAAAGGCAGAUUUUUAAGAUAAUUGUUACUGGUAAUUUUUUAAAGUUUCAGAAAAAAAAUGCCAAAGGAUAGAAGGGUUGGUUCCUUUUUUUUUGAACGCUCUAGGGUCUCUCCUUACCCAUGUAGUUCCAGGGGCAGGGAUGCCAAACAAUGCCAACAUGAGGAUCCGUUGGAACUAGGAUUUGGACUCGAGGAUGUUAAAGAGUGGGAGGAUGCAAGGUGUCCUAUUUGCAUGGAACACCCACACAAUGCUGUACUUUUGCGGUGUUCUUCCUUUGAAAAGGGCUGUCGCCCUUUUAUGUGCAAUACAAGCUACCGCCAUUCAAAUUGUCUUGAUCAGUUUUGUAAGUCAUCGGUGUCGUCUCCUUCCACUGCUAUGUUGCAGGAAAUUCCUUUGGGAAACUUGACCUCUACUUCCGAUGGUUGGAGGAAUCCACUGCCUUUUUUUGAUCAGCAAACCGAAGCUGGUAGUGAUAAGCAGCCAAAGCUUCUUUGCCCUCUUUGUCGAGGAGAGAUUUAUGGCUGGAGCGUGGUAGAAGCUGCACGUCAGUUUAUGAACUCCAAACCCAGGAGUUGUUCGUCAGAGACAUGCGAUUUCAGUGGGACUUACAGUGAACUCAGGAAGCAUGCCAGGUCUGCUCAUCCUUUGGUCCGGCCAACUGAAGUUGAUCCAGAACGACAGCGUGAUUGGUCUAGGUUGGAGCGUGAAAGGGAUUAUGAGGACAUGCUGAGUUCAAUCCAACCAGUUGCUGGGGAAGAAAGUAAUGGAGAAAGCAUUUCAAAUCUCGAGGAUUUUCGUUCGUGGUUGACUAUAAAUCUUGCAUACUUGACACUUGCACUUGAGUUCAUUAGUGAUUCAAGAAAUAAUGAACAUGAUAGAUUUAGGAGGAGACCAGGGAAUAGGAGGUUCAGAUAUGAUCGAGAAUCUGAUCAUGGUACAAGGGAGAAUAAUAGUUCCACACCAGAUAGAGCACUCUUUGGUCACCGCAACAAUCCUACACCAGAAGAGAGAGUUCCAGGUAGACAUCGUGGCUCACAGGGAAUUCUCCAUUGGAGGAAUCGCAAUUCACCAUCAGAUAGAAUUCCCCAAGGCAGGCGUCAGAGUUUGCAAGCUGACCAAACUCAUCGUGGUCAAGGUGGAUUGCGAUGGCGAACACCGAGAUGGUCCACGUUCAAUGAUGGGCAGUGAUUGGAGCAUAUUGUCUAAUGGUUAUCCCAGUCUCAGGUGGAAAUAAAAGCAGGAGGUCAGUGUCAGUGUUUAGGUCUAUUAAAUGUCAGACUUGGAAGUAGGAAGAUAAGCCAUUGUUAUCCCUUUUCUUUUUUCUUUUUAAUCACAGAAACAAUGUUUAAUGUUUGAAACAUCAAUUGCGCUUUUGAAAUAUCAUGUGCUUUUGCAAAAA